AUGGGGAAUCAAGUUUCCUCUUCUCCUGCUCCAGAAAAGCAAGGAGAUCGAUAUGGAGCUCCAGUGGUGGCGACGAAUAUGGAGAAUCACGGAGUUCCAGAAAAGCUGCAAAGGCCUUACAAUAACUCUGUCAUCAGCUCUGACGAGGCAGUACGAAUCUAUGACCACUACGUCUCCAACAUGGAGAAUCACGGAGCUCCACAGAAGCAGCAAAGGCCUUACAAUAACCAUGUCAUCAACUCAGACGAGGCUGCGCGGAAGUAUGGUGGGAUAUGUGUCACAGAAAAAUAUGAUACGAGUUCUACUCGUACCAAUAAACCAACCCCAGUCAUCACUCGUAAUAGGCGUUAUUAUUAG
Molecule: messenger RNA, 357 nt
Organism: Prunus armeniaca (apricot)
Lineage: Eukaryota; Viridiplantae; Streptophyta; Magnoliopsida; Rosales; Rosaceae
Source: the annotation of a GenBank genome assembly